AUGACGAAAGCGGAGGUGACGGUGCUGCAUGCAGCCGCGGAGAUGGAUAUUGUAGCUGAGAAAGAGAAUGAAACGAGAUAUCUUCUCAAUGGCGGCAACGCGAGUAGCGUUAAGGUUGGCUCCGAUGUUUAUGUUAACGUAAAUGGAAAGGACUCCGAUAAUGGAGUUGCGGUGGAGAAACCUGUUGAAGAAAAAGGAGGGUAUGUUAAAGAAAAAUUAGGGGAUGGAGAUGAUUGUUUGGCUAAUGGUAUAGCUAAACAAUCUGCUUCGGAAGCUGCUGUUGUUAUUGAUUCCAGUGUUGAACAGAGUGAUGAUAAAGUCGAUGAUUUGGUUAAUGGUGUAUCUACGGAUGAUGAUGCUACACAUAAAGUCUCUGUUAACUCCAUUAGUUCGAAUCCUAUAGUCUCUGUUGGUGGAAUGUCGUUUGUAGUUGAUGUUCAAAGUAAUCAAUAUAGUGGUAAUCUGGCUGAUUUGGAGAUGGCUUCCAAACUGGUUGGUAAGUCUUUGGACGUGGUUUCGGGUUUGAAAUCGGAAACGAAUGUUAGUUCUGAUUCUAUAUCGGUUGUAGAAAGUAAUCCUGCAGAGAAAACUUGUGGUGUUACAAACGGAGGAAUUCAGUUUGGUAGUUUCGACGACAAGGCUGAAAGGGAAACACCGUUCAACUACAUGAUCAGGGUCCCGAGAAACGACGAUGAAAGGUUGAAAGUAAUGAUAAGACUUGCUCGAAAUAAGGUUGAUGAGAAGAUUCGAAUUCAACGUAUGCUUCAUAUCGAUAUGCAAAGCACGUGGGUUACUUCUGAGGAAUAUCGCAAUGAUUUUAGUGAUGCUGCAUUUCAAGAACAAGUGGCUCGAGACUUGCAUAGGUCCAAAUGUCAGGAAAUAGAGUGGAUGCAAUCCGUGAUUGAUAUUGAAGAUAUUGAAGUCAAGAUACGAAACAUGGAAUGGACAAUACAACACCAAACUCUACCGCUAAAGGAUGAAAAGCUGUCAUCUACCAUGAGUAGACAGGAAGAAAAUCAACAAGGUUUGGACCGGAAAGAGCGUCUGAAGUCUUUAAAGAAGGAAGCUGAUCAAUUGAGAGCCAACCUCAUAAACGCUGUGGCGAUCACUGAGGUAACUAGGAGGAAAUACUAUAAGGAAAGCGAAAAGUUAAGCGAAUCGCUGUACCUGCUCAAAGCUGCAGAUGACAACCAAGAAGAAGCGUAUGCACAGCUGCAAAGUUUGAAGAAACAAUUAUAUGAGAAGCAAAUUCAGUUGUUUGUUCUGCAAGCCUCGAGCCUUGGUGCUGAAGCUUCUGUUGAAUCUUGCUUAAACUUAGCUCAUAAUCCCAACAAGAACCAACACUUUCGACAGUACAGGGAUGAAUUUAUUAAAGCGAAUGAGUUGGGUUGGAAAGGGGAUAAAGUGGCACUCCAAAAUUUUUGUAUUAACCAGGUGGAGAAAUUUAUGGACUUAUGGAAUAACAACGAUGCAUUCCAAAAAGAAUAUGUUAGAUGCAAUGAAAGGAGCACACUUUGGAGACUGAGGACAUUAGAUGGCCGUUCACUUGGUCCUGGUGAAGUGCCUCCUGUAAUUCCACAAGCAGUAAAUGGAAGAGAGGUCAUGGAUCAUACAAUGUCCGGCUUAAAUUUGGAAGGUCGAACACAAGAGGAAGUAGCGGUGGAAAAAGCUGUAAAGGUACUUGCGGCAAAGGUUGUGGAGCAAAAGAAAGGCGGAAGAAGAGAAGCCGGAGGGAACGAGGAGGAGGAAUCGGACAGGAAGGCAGAGGAAUUGAGAAAGGAAGAGGAAGCGGCUAAAUUAAAGGAGCAACGCCGGUUGGAGGAGAUAGCUAAAGCUAAGGAAGCACUAGAAAGGAAGAGGCGAAUGGCGGAGAAGGCCGAAGCUCGAGAGGCUAAACGAGCUGCGAAUGAAGCCGUCGCUAAACCAUCACAAAACUCCCGCGACCUUCACAUCUCCUUAAUGAAUGUUAAGAUAAGAAAUAUAUCGAGAUGCCUCGUCGAAAAUGCAAAGGUUGUGGAGCAAAAGAAGUUUAUGCAAUCUGCUCCUACAGAAAGUGUUUCAGCAACUGCUUCUAAUGGGGAUAAAAUCGAAGAGGCCGAAGAAGAGAAGCCGAAGGGAACAGAGGAGGAGGACGAAUCGGACAGGAAGGCAGAGGAAUUGAGUAAGGAAGAGGAAGCGGCUAAAUUAAAGGAGCAACGCCGGCUGGAGGAGAUAGCUAAAGCUAAGGAAGCACUAGAAAGGAAGAGGCGAAAGGCGGAGAAGGCCGAAACUCGAGAGGCUAAACAAGCUGCGAAUGAAGCCGUAGCUAAACCACCAUAA
Messenger RNA from Gossypium arboreum, 2319 nucleotides. RefSeq names its product proton pump-interactor 1-like. NCBI's taxonomy places the organism in Eukaryota, Viridiplantae, Streptophyta, Magnoliopsida, Malvales, Malvaceae. The transcript is spliced from 9 exons. The record is from RefSeq and is a predicted model, not a curated record. The coding region runs from base 1 to 2319 and encodes 772 amino acids.